AUGCGCUGGCCCGCAGACAGUUUCCUGACCCGGAACUUGCUGCAUAAGAGGCUUGAGCACAUUCAGAUCCCUUCCAGAGCCUGGGAAUCCAUGACUGCUGCGGAUACCUGCUCAACUGGACGAGCUUUGAAUCAUGGAAAGGAAGCUCGUAAAGAAGGAAAUAAAAAAGCUCCUGCACACUACGACCUGACCAUUAACGUUGCUUUGCAAUGGCUGGAUCACUCGGAAGACUUCACUUGGCUGCAGGGACAAGAAUUGAAAAUGCCAUUCCGCGGCAGACCCAGAUAUCCGAGCCGUAAAGAACGAGAAGCUAUGAUUUUAUCAUCUUAUGCUGGAAUCUUAAUGAACAGUAUCCCGAUCGAGGAAGUCUUCAGAAUUUAUGGGGCUGAUUGUUCUGCACAUUCGGGUGCAAACAAGGUUCCGCGAGCUCCACCUCUGCGCCUCUCCUUGCACCCCUUUGCCAUGCUAACAGCACCCAAAGCGGCGGAAUACGUCCGCAAACAGAGUGUCAAGCUCAGAAGGGGAGCGAUAAGCAAGAAUGCCACGAACAGCUCCACAAAGGAACCAAACGCCACGACAUGGACAUAAUCAAAGAGCUUCUCAGAUGCACAACCAAAGAACAAUAUACAUACUGCAUGGCAACUUCUUGAUCAAAGACAACAAAUGCAUCUUAUGCCCCUGCAUCAUGGCUGGGAGCUUGUUGAUGAAUUCGGAGAGAACAUUGCAUUUCUGUAUCACAACAGACGUGCUUUGUGGCUAUUUACUAAAGUAUGGUAUUGGAUUUUGCACAGUGGUGGAGUAAGUGGGGGUUUGCCAUAG
Messenger RNA from Ochotona princeps (American pika), 819 nucleotides. It is a transcript of the gene C5H2orf80, whose product is annotated as chromosome 5 C2orf80 homolog. Lineage: Eukaryota; Metazoa; Chordata; Mammalia; Lagomorpha; Ochotonidae. The transcript has 8 exons. The record is from RefSeq and is a predicted model, not a curated record.